GUCUUUACGUAGACGUUCGGGGCGGAGCCGUGCUGUGCGCGGUGACUGGCGGCGGCACUGGCGUCUGCCGGAGGCGUAGUAGUGCGGGUCGCGGGCUUGGAGAACUUCCGAGGCGGUAGUGGCGCCGGCGACGACGAGGACAGCAGGAGCAGAUCCUGGACUUGUCGCUCACCAUGCCGACGGUGGAGGAGCUUUACCGCAACUAUGGCAUCUUGGCUGAUGCUACGGAGCAAGUGGGCCAGCAUAAAGAUUCCUAUCAAGUUAUACUGGAUGGUGUGAAAGGUGGUACCAAGGAAAAGAGAUUAGCAGCGCAAUUUAUUCCGAAAUUCUUUAAGCAUUUUCCAGAAUUGGCUGAUUCUGCUAUCAAUGCACAGUUAGACCUCUGUGAGGAUGAAGACGUGUCAAUUCGACGUCAGGCAAUUAAAGAGCUGCCUCAGUUUGCCACUGGAGAAAACCUUCCACGAGUGGCAGACAUACUAACCCAGCUUUUGCAAACAGAUGACUCUGCAGAAUUUAACUUAGUGAACAACGCUCUGUUAAGUAUAUUUAAGAUGGAUGCAAAAGGAACUUUAGGAGGCUUGUUCAGUCAAAUACUUCAAGGAGAAGACAUUGUGAGAGAACGAGCCAUCAAAUUCCUUUCUACAAAACUUAAGACUUUACCAGAAGAAGUCUUAACAAAGGAAGUGGAGGAGCUUAUACUAACUGAAUCCAAAAAGGUCCUAGAAGAUGUGACAGGUGAAGAAUUUGUUCUGUUCAUGAAGAUACUAUCUGGGUUAAAAAGCUUACAGACAGUGAGUGGAAGACAGCAACUUGUAGAGUUGGUGGCUGAGCAGGCUGACCUGGAACAGACCUUCAAUCCCUCGGAUCCAGACUGCGUGGAUAGGCUUCUACAGUGCACUCGGCAGGCAGUGCCGCUCUUCUCUAAAAAUGUUCAUUCCACAAGGUUUGUGACUUAUUUCUGUGAGCAGGUUCUUCCUAACCUCAGUUCCUUGACUACCCCAGUGGAAGGUCUUGAUAUACAGUUGGAGGUAUUAAAAUUGUUGGCAGAGAUGAGUUCAUUUUGUGGUGAUAUGGAAAAGCUAGAAACAAACUUAAGGAAACUAUUUGAUAAGUUAUUGGAAUACAUGCCUCUCCCUCCAGAAGAAGCAGAAAAUGGGGAGAAUGCUGGAAAUGAAGAACCUAAGCUGCAGUUCAGCUAUGUGGAAUGUUUGUUGUAUAGCUUUCACCAGUUGGGCCGAAAACUACCAGAUUUCUUAACAGCCAAACUGAAUGCAGAAAAGCUCAAAGAUUUCAAAAUCAGGCUGCAGUACUUUGCACGGGGCCUGCAGGUUUAUAUCAGACAACUUCGCUUGGCUCUCCAGGGGAAAACAGGAGAGGCCUUAAAGACAGAAGAGAACAAGAUUAAAGUUGUUGCAUUGAAAAUAACAAACAAUAUCAAUGUUUUAAUCAAGGAUCUCUUCCACAUUCCUCCUUCUUACAAGAGCACAGUAACAUUAUCCUGGAAACCUGUACAGAAGGUUGAGUUGGGGCAAAAGAGAGCCAAUGAAGAUACAACGUCAGGUUCACCACCCAAGAAGUCUACAGCAGGACCAAAAAGGGAUGCCAGACAGAUUUAUAAUCCUCCUAGUGGGAAAUAUAGCAGCAAUUUGGGCAACUUUAAUUAUGAGCAGAGAGGAGCCUUCAGGGGAAGUAGAGGUGGCCGAGGUUGGGGAGCGCGAGGAAACCGUAGUCGGGGAAGACUCUACUGAAUAAGACAUCACAUUCUUCAGCAUUGUCAUGAGCUUAAUAUACUUAAAUUCUACUACUCGUUGGAUUGCCGGGGAUGUCCCUUUAAAAGGACUGCUGCCUUCAGCUAAAAACUUAAUGUUCUUUAUACCUUUGUAUGUAUGAUCUACUUUUGUAACAGACCAUGAUUGUGUCCAAGGUAAAACCACAGCGAUAUUUUUGGAUGCUUUGUCAACAAUCUUGACUUGUUUUUGCGAUAUCCUAAUUACUCAGACUUCAUAUUGUGAAUCUUUUACUUUAAACAUCUUGAUAAUUUGUUGAGAGCUGUUCAGGUUUAAAAUGUAAUGAAAUUUGGUCUGAUUACCUGGUAAAGAUCAGUUUUGAAAAGUGACUGAUUUUCCUUUGCCCUCUGUUACAUUUUGUCACCCAGUAUUUGGAGAAGAGUAAUGAUCAAUCUUAACUUUUUAUUUUUUGUUGCUUUUUAAUAAAGUUGCUAGGCAGUGAUGCAGCAUUCCUAGCUAGUGGUUACAAAAGCAAAAUAAAUACUUUUCAGCUUUCUUAAAAUGUAGAAAUGACGUUACAUCUGUAGGAGGAAGUAAGUCACUUCGCAGUGCUUAUAAACUCUUCUCCAAAUACUAUGAUGUAAACUUUUGAACGUGGAAUCUUACUAUUGAGAAUAGAAAUGUGUAUGUAUAAUAUACAUACAUAGCAUAUAUAUAUAAAUAUAUAUAUGCAUGCUGUGAAAUUUGACUACACAACAUAAUUAUUUUAAAUCCCAGGAAUGGGCAGUCUUUGACACAGUCAUUAUCCUUUUGAGGCUGAAUCUAUUACUGACUUGUUAUCUGGAUGUUUCUCCCCAGUAGUGAGGAAUUUGAUUCAGUUGCACCUACAAGGUUAAUGUUACAUAAAAAUAAACAAAGGCUACAUUUUCUAAGAUAACUCGGGAUAUCUCUGUUGUUGAAUUAUAACCAGAAUGUCAAAUCUGAUGUACAUACAGCUUUCUACAGGAGGAGAUAGUAUAAUUUAGAAUUUGGGGAUAUAAUAACCAGGGCUACCCAGGAAAAGUGACUUGAUAACAUGGUGUAGUGGUAAGAAAGGGAUGCUCUCUGUUUGUUUUUGCCACUUUUAAGAUUUUAACUUCUCAGGUUAUUAAUCAAAAUUAGUGUAUAAGUUAGCCAAUAGAAUCUUUAGGUUAAAACAACAGAUGGGGGGUUUGUGGAGUGUUUAAUGUCAUGGGCAUUUUUGUAGCAUAGACUCUUGCAGUUGAAUGUUUGUUUUUGUUCCACAGUUAAUCUUCCCUCCCCAGGUUUGCUAUUCAAAUCAAAUUCUGAAUGACAUUUUCUAGUUUGAUGUAUUUUUUGGAGAAUAGUCCGUGAUUCCAACACAGGUGUCUUUAUUACUGUUUAUUAAUGUGCUCUUAGUUACUUCUAUAUUGGGGAAAAAGCAAAACUUUUUUGCUAGAAUUACUGCACAAUGUUCAUGGGAAAAUAUUUUUUAAAGGCUAGAAUGAUAACAGGUAAGCAAAGGAAGUUGGUCAGCUUGACUAUGGAGUGGUGGCAAUAAUCUCUAAACAUUCCAAAAGACUAUGAGCUGAACCUAAGCUUUCUUGGGAAUCUGAACAGACAUAGGAACAUGCAGUUACCAUAUGAAAACUGUGACCAGCUAGUCUGGGCCUCCAAGGCAGAUCAGCCAGUGGCCUAAAGCCAUGUAUUGGACUAUAGCUAUAAAUAUUUGAACAGUAAGUGUAACUUUCUUGUCCCUUUUUUUUUUUUUUUUAAAGUAUAUUUGUAAACUCAAGGCUGAGCAGAAGUAACUUUGUUUUACGUAAGUUUAAUAUUGAGUUUAUGUUCUUCCCUCAGUGUUCCCCUCCCAUAAAGCAAUAGUAUACAAGUUAGGUUAGCUUUUUUUUUUUUAAACUUUCAAUGAGAAACUUCAUGCCAUGGAUUUUUUUUCCCCCUCUUGCAAGACACCUGUUUAUCACCUGUUCAAAUGUCGAUGUUCCCUAUGCUUUUGAAAUAAAUUUCCUUUUGUAAUUUUG
Molecule: messenger RNA, 3763 nt
Organism: Orycteropus afer afer
Lineage: Eukaryota; Metazoa; Chordata; Mammalia; Tubulidentata; Orycteropodidae
Gene: API5
Product: apoptosis inhibitor 5
Biological process (GO): negative regulation of apoptotic process
Cellular component (GO): nucleus
Molecular function (GO): RNA binding
Source: RefSeq, a predicted model, not a curated record